Messenger RNA from Gekko japonicus, 723 nucleotides. Its product is annotated as coatomer subunit alpha-like. The transcript has 7 exons. NCBI's taxonomy places the organism in Eukaryota, Metazoa, Chordata, Lepidosauria, Squamata, Gekkonidae. Gene Ontology annotation, biological process: endoplasmic reticulum to Golgi vesicle-mediated transport; intracellular protein transport; intra-Golgi vesicle-mediated transport. Gene Ontology annotation, molecular function: protein binding. The record is from RefSeq and is a predicted model, not a curated record. The annotation marks the transcript as partial. Gene Ontology annotation, cellular component: COPI vesicle coat.
GCCUGAGAAAGAAGAACCUCUCUCCUGGAGCUGUGGAGUCAGAUGUCCGGGGGAUCACGGGUGUAGACCUCUUUGGCACAACCGAUGCAGUAGUGAAACAUGUCCUGGAGGGACACGAUCGUGGAGUAAACUGGGCUGCUUUCCAUCCCACCAUGCCUCUCAUAGUGUCGGGAGCUGACGAUCGGCAGGUCAAGAUCUGGAGGAUGAAUGAAUCGAAAGCUUGGGAAGUGGACACUUGCCGUGGGCACUACAACAACGUCUCCUGCGCCGUGUUCCAUCCCCGUCAGGAGCUGAUCCUCAGUAAUUCCGAGGACAAGAGCAUCCGUGUCUGGGAUAUGUCCAAACGCACGGGCGUCCAGACUUUCCGCAGGGACCACGAUCGCUUUUGGGUGUUGGCAGCUCACCCCAACCUCAACCUCUUUGCUGCAGGACAUGAUGGUGGUAUGAUUGUGUUCAAGCUGGAACGUGAGCGGCCUGCCUACGCUGUGCAUGGCAACAUGCUCUACUAUGUGAAGGACCGCUUCCUCCGCCAGCUGGACUUCAACAGCUCCAAAGAUGUGGCCGUGAUGCAGCUGAGGAGUGGCUCCAAGUUCCCCGUGUUCAACAUGUCGUACAACCCGGCUGAGAAUGCCGUCCUCCUCUGCACCAGAGCCAGUAACCUGGAGAACAGCACCUAUGACCUGUACACCAUCCCCAAGGACGCAGAUUCCCAGAACCCUGACG